This is a messenger RNA of Prorocentrum cordatum, 804 nucleotides long. Lineage: Eukaryota; Dinophyceae; Prorocentrales; Prorocentraceae. The record is from the annotation of a GenBank genome assembly.
AUGCGUUCAUCAAUCCACUUCACGGAUGCCGAGGCGUCGGAUCGGUUCACGAAGAUCAUGGACGGCUCUCCGCAACGAGAUGGUUCCAUUUACAGCGUCACGUCUUCGACCACGCAGGGCCUGGCCGCGAACUUGCUGAAGUGGGUCCGCGCUCGCUGGCGGCGCAUCCGGGAUCCUGAAGUCCUUCCUUACGUGCGGCAGCUGGAGAGGUUGGGCGUCCACCCCUGCGACGUCGGCAUGCACGUGGGACAGGCUGGCCAGGUGCCUGCCGCAAUGGGAGAGCCCCGAGGGCGCCAGGCUACGUCGGACGACUCGGGCGUCAUCACCACAGCGCCUGUGCGUGAUCCCGUCUUCGGGGUGGAUUACGACGAGUACGACUCGGGCGUCAUCACCCCCGCGUUUGUGCAUGCCAAUCACGGUGAAGACCACGCGGCCAUCGAGUGGCAGGUGCCCCGCACGAGCAUGCAGGCCAGCGGCUCUCCAUCGGCGUCCUCCAGCAGCUGGGGCUUGCAGGCGCCCUCGGCCUUGCGCAACGAGGCGACGCCCUGGUACAGCGAGGCGAGCGUCUCCACCUAUCGCAGCGGCGACUCUGGCGGCUGCACCGUCGACUACCCGCCCAGGUCGUUGGGCCUCGGCAUGACGGCCCGCGGAGCCCUGCCCUUCCGAGGCGGGGGCGGCGUCGGUGCAGCGCCCGUGCGCGCGCCCCCGCAAGACCCGAGGAUUCAUCCGCACUGGCACAUCGCCGGUGCCCACAAUGAUCUAGACGUUGGGGAGUACGUCGUCCUUGCCCGCUUCUCCGCCUGA